Drosophila navojoa is the source of this 1522-nucleotide messenger RNA. RefSeq names its product thioredoxin domain-containing protein pretaporter (gene prtp). Gene Ontology annotation, cellular component: endoplasmic reticulum. Gene Ontology annotation, biological process: protein folding. The record is from RefSeq and is a predicted model, not a curated record. NCBI's taxonomy places the organism in Eukaryota, Metazoa, Arthropoda, Insecta, Diptera, Drosophilidae. Gene Ontology annotation, molecular function: protein disulfide isomerase activity.
CACACUGCCGCAGACGGCCAACAUUUGGUGUAGUGUAUUAAAUAGGUGCAAAGACGACAGACAAGCAUUUUCUACACUCCACAAUGUUGUUUAAAUCAAUUAUACCGCUGGCCAUUUGUGCGCUCACCUUCAGGCCAUUUUUGGCAGCCGCAUCAACGGACGAAUCAGCAAAGCCGUCCGAUGAGAAACAAUUCGCCGUUGAACUCGAUCCGGAAACAUUCGACGAGGCCAUCGGUGCCGGCAAUGUCUUUGUGAAGUUUUUUGCGCCAUGGUGUGGCCAUUGCAAGCGUCUGCACCCGCUGUGGGAGCAGCUGGCUGAGAUCAUGAACAUUGAUGAGCCGAAGGUGACCAUUGCCAAGGUGGACUGCACCAAGCACCAGACGCUAUGUGCCGAUCAUCAGGUGACCGGCUAUCCGACGCUGCGUCUUUUCAAGCUGGGCGAAAAGGAGUCCGUCAAAUUCAAGGGCACACGGGAUCUGCCCGCCAUUACGGAUUUCAUUAACCAGGAGCUCAAUACGCCAGCCGAGGAGGAUCUGAGUGAGCAGCAGCUGCAGGAGGGCGGUGACAGGAAUCCCAAUUUGGGCAAGGUCGUUGACCUGACCGAGGACACGUUCGCCAAGCAUGUGUCCACCGGCAAUCACUUUGUCAAGUUCUUUGCACCCUGGUGCAGCCAUUGUCAGCGCCUGGCUCCCACCUGGGAGGAGCUGGCCUCAGAGCUGAUCAAGGAGCCGGAUGUAACGAUUUCGAAAAUCGAUUGCACACAAUAUCGCAGCAUCUGCCAGGACUUCGAGGUCAAGGGCUAUCCCACACUUCUCUGGAUCGAGGAUGGCAAGAAGAUUGAGAAAUAUGCCGGCGCCCGUGACCUGGCCACGCUGAAGAGCUACGUGGAGAAGAUGAUCGGUGCUCCCAGCACCAACAACAACGACCUGGACGAUGCGACCAAAGAAGCGCAAGAUGAGGCCAAGAAGCAAACGGUGCAGCAGCUAAAUGGCAGCGAGGAGUUCGAGAAGGCCAUCGCCGAUGGCAUUGCCUUCGUCAAGUUCUAUGCGCCGUGGUGCGGACACUGCCAGAAGCUGCAGCCCACCUGGGAGCAGCUGGCCACAGAGACGGUGGGCAUUGUGAUUGCCAAGGUCGAUUGCACCUCGCCGGACAACAAGCAGAUCUGCGUCGACCAGCAGGUCGAGGGCUAUCCGACGCUCUUCCUCUACAAAGACGGCAAGCGCCAAAACGAGUACGAGGGCAGUCGUUCGCUGCCAGAGCUGCAGGCGUACGUCAAGAAGUUCAUUGGACACGAUGAGCUCUGAGCUGUACAUCAACAUGAAAGCCGAAACCAACACCAACACCAACAUCAUCUACAUCAAAUGAUGAACAAAUCUAGAUACGGAAUUACAUGUGAAUGUCAUAAAGAAAAUCGAAUGCAGCUGCAGCCUCUGUGAGGGAAAUGUAGUCAUCCAUUUAGACAAAAAGAAAGAUAGAAAGAACAUAAAUCAAUCAGAAAGUAUAAUAAUAAAAUCUAAUUAAA